AAAUAAACUGGUAUAAAAUGUUAUAAAGGUGCUGCACCAGCCCCGUGUCACUAAAAGAGCUGCGCCUGUUGGAUCCGUCGGGGCGCGACACAGACAGUGCUGGGCGUCCGUCGGCGCUCGCUGUCUGUCUGUCCGUCUGCUUUUGCAACCCCGACGGAUAAACCGAGUCCAAACCGGCAGCGACUUCCGCAGUGGCCCGGGGGGACGGGGGCUGCAGUCCGAUCUCUCAGAGAUCAGGACCAACGUCUCGGUCUUUUAUUCUCUCAUUUUCCCGGGGAUAAGGAGGGGUUUUCCUCUGGCAGUAGCUCGUGCCGCGGCUCCUUGUCCUUUUCCCCGUGGGGAGCACCCCUGUGCCGGUUUUCCUUCGUCUGGAGUCAAGCCCCCACCGCCCCCAGCCCCUCCCCGGGGUGUCAGGGCAGGUCCCCCGGAGCUGUCGGGCUGCGGCCAGCGCAGGAAGCUCGGGACCCGCCGCCAGCUCGCACCACAGCGGGCCAGCGCCAGCGGGCAGAGGUGCUUUGGCUUCCUGUCCCCUCCCCUGUGUCGCCAGCCCAGUGUCAGCACAGCCGUGCACCCCCGCCAGCCUGUGCACACCCCGUCCCAUGGAGGACGAGGACGGCUACGUGGUCUUGGACCGGCGGGGCAAGCGGGGCUCUGCGGGGAGCUCCGCAGCCCGGCAGGGUGCAGCAGCGGAAUCUAGCUUUCAAGGAUUCCAGAGGGUCCCCGCAGCAUCCCCUCGCUGUCCCCGCCGCCUCCUCGAGGCCCUGACGGCCGCCCUGGCGCUGUCCCUCGUGCUCUGCCUGUCCUGGUGGAUGGCACAGCGGUGGCUGCCCAAGGGGACCGCAGAUUAUAGGAACACCUCGCUGGGAUUCGCCUGUUCGGGCUGGGAUGGCAUCCUCAGGGAGAUGCGGAGGAUCCUGUGCCCGCCCCGAGAGAGCGAGGGCUGCCGGCUCUGCGCCGUGGGCUGGAUGCUGAUCGGGACCAAGUGCUACUGGGUUUCCGACGGGAUGAACCCUUGGAACAGGAGCCGGGAGGACUGCGGGAAGCGGGGCUCCGCGCUGCUGGUGCCCUGGGAUCAGGACGAGCUGGAAUUCCUAAAUGAAAGCCUGCAGAAACCCACACGGCACUUUUGGAUGGGCCUCUCUGUGCCUUUGGCCGGGACGGGCUGGAUGUGGGAGAACGGCUCCGACCUCGACCAGGGCCGGUUACAGCUGGACCUGGGGAAGCGACCUGGAGCCUGUGGAACGCUCAAGGGGAACGGGAUCGUCCCUCAGAACUGCAACACGAGGCUGCAGUGGAUCUGCCAGAAAGAAUCUGCCGAGAUCUGAGCUUCCAUUGCACCCCAAAAGCAGCCCUAAAACAGGGAAAAUCCCAAUUCCCACGGACCCGGCAGCUCCCGCGGGGACGGGCAGAGCCGCAGCCGGUGAAUGUCUCCCUGAGACGGGCGAUGUAGGUGGGAAGUCGACCUAAAAACCCGAAUAAAACAUUAAAAUAAC
Molecule: messenger RNA, 1493 nt
Organism: Prinia subflava (tawny-flanked prinia)
Lineage: Eukaryota; Metazoa; Chordata; Aves; Passeriformes; Cisticolidae
Product: killer cell lectin-like receptor subfamily G member 1
Exons: 6
Coding region: 600-1325 (241 amino acids)
Source: RefSeq, a predicted model, not a curated record